Messenger RNA from Mucor mucedo, 368 nucleotides. RefSeq lists its product as uncharacterized. The coding region runs from base 47 to 235 and encodes 62 amino acids. Lineage: Eukaryota; Fungi; Mucoromycota; Mucoromycetes; Mucorales; Mucoraceae. The record is from RefSeq and is a predicted model, not a curated record. The transcript is spliced from 2 exons.
GAUUCUUCUUUUUCUUCUUUAUAAAUUUAUUUUCUUCUUUUCUUGAAUGCUUCCUUUGAUUGUUUGUCCUGCAACCUGUGAAUUAUGUGGAAACUGGCUUCCAGAACACAAGGAUUCAUGUCCUCGUGAUGGUGUUCACCCUUCUCAAUGGUCAUUUGCCUCAAUAGACGAUGACUUUUUAAUAGCUGAUAAUGACGAUGAUAAUGAAUUUGCUGGACAAUUACUAUCACAAUAAAUCCCAUGAAAAAAAAAAAAAAAUAAUAUAUAUAUAAUUCCUACAACCUUUUUCCCCCCCUUCCCCAAUAUACCUUUAAAAUGUCAAGUACUGAUGUCAUAACACAAAUAAACAACAUUCCUUUACUACUCUA